ACUUGGACACAGGAAGGGGAACAUCACACACUGGGGCCUGUCAUGGGGUGGGGGGAGGGGGGAGGGAUAGCACUAGGAGAUAUACCUAAUGUAAAUGAUGAGUUAAUGGGUGCAGCACACCAACGUGGCGCAUGUAUAUAUAUGUAACAAACCUGCACGUUGUGCACAUGUACCCUAGAACUUAAAGUAUAAAGAAAAAAAAAAGAUUAGACAGACAAGGCCCAUUAUAGAAAUCUCUUAGAAGACUUUCAUAAAUGCUCAGGACUGUAGGCAGACACACAAAACCGCAAAGGCAUUGCUUCAAGCCACUCCUCACUGUUUCUAAGAGUAGUUGACUGUAGUAAAAUACAACAAGGUCAACAAAAUCCAGAUGAGUCAGUAAUAUCAUAUUUUGAGAGGUAGCUGUUAUGGUAUUUAUCUGCAAUUGGGUCAACACACAGCUGAGAAAAUGUGUAGAACAAAGACUACUCAGAGAAUUGUUUGAUUGAAGAGGCAGCCAUGUAGCCUGAAUCAGGUGUAUCUGUGGAAAUAGGAAACUGUAUUUUGGUGCACUCCUGCUUCCAAAUCACAGAACUACAACUCCUUCAGCAGAAAUUUUCUAAGCUUCCCGCACCAGCCAGAGACCAAGAUUCUGCGGUGCACAUAGUCAAGGGUUGCUAUGGAGUCCAACACGGCCCCAAACGGAAGUGGUCCCUGAAAAUUUCUUUCCCAGAAAACUUGCAUUUGAAAAACAAUGCCAUUCCAAUUCGCCUUUUCCUAAAGUAAACUCAUAAAUAGAGAAAACCAAACUUUCGCUCUCAGCCCAGAGAACGACGCUCUCCUCCCAAGAGGAACCUCGGCUCUUCCGCGGCAGAAGCUGCACGGAACCAAGAAGCCGCGGGCGCUGGUUCUCCAACGAGCUUUUCUCCCGUACGUACCAGCGUCCAGGCGGGGUUGCCGUGGAGACAGAGCGUGCUGUGUGGAUGCGGCGAAACGCUGAGGCGCGGCCUUCGCUGUCUGGUGGGGACUCACAAGACCGACGUCAAGAUGAUGCUUUCAAGGGCCAAACCUGCUGUAGGCAGAGGCGUACAGCACACUGACAAAAGAAAGAAGAAAGGUAGGAAGAUUCCAAAACUAGAGGAGCUACUUUCAAAAAGAGAUUUCACUGGAGCUAUUACCCUGUUGGAGAGAGUUUACUAUUCAAAAUUUUCAUGUUUUUUAAAUACAUUUUUAACCUGAAGUUCAAACGUCAUGUUGGGGAAGAAGAAGAGGAUACUAAUUUGUGGAUUGGAUAUUGUGCCUUUCACCUGGGUGACUACAAGAGAGCUCUGGAGGAAUACGAAAAUGCUACAAAAGAGGAAAAUUGUAAUUCUGAAGUCUGGGUGAACCUAGCUUGCACCUACUUCUUUCUUGGGAUGUAUAAACAAGCUGAAGCAGCUGGAUUUAAAGCUUCAAAAAGCCGACUGCAAAACCGCCUCCUCUUCCACUUGGCUCACAAGUUUAAUGAUGAGAAAAAAUUGAUGAGCUUUCAUCAAAAUCUUCAGGAUGUCACAGAAGAUCAACUCAGUUUGGCCUCAAUCCACUAUAUGCGAUCUCACUACCAAGAAGCUAUAGAUAUAUAUAAGCGAAUACUGCUAGAUAACAGGGAAUACCUUGCCCUUAAUGUUUAUGUGGCCCUCUGCUACUACAAGUUGGAUUACUAUGAUGUGUCUCAAGAAGUUUUGGCUGUUUACCUUCAGCAAAUUCCUGAUAGUACCAUCGCACUCAAUCUUAAAGCCUGUAACCAUUUUCGCCUUUACAAUGGCAGAGCAGCUGAGGCAGAACUCAAAAGCUUGAUGGACAAUGCUUCUUCAUCCUUUGAAUUUGCUAAAGAACUCAUCAGGCACAAUCUGGUUGUUUUCCGAGGAGGUGAAGGGGCUUUGCAGGUUUUACCUCCCCUAGUUGAUGUCAUUCCUGAAGCUAGGCUAAACUUGGUGAUUUACUACCUUCGUCAAGAUGAUGUACAAGAAGCUUAUAACUUAAUUAAGGACCUGGAACCUACUACUCCUCAGGAGUAUAUUCUCAAAGGAGUGGUCAAUGCAGCCCUUGGCCAGGAAAUGGGUUCCAGGGAUCAUAUGAAAAUUGCCCAACAGUUCUUCCAGUUGGUGGGAGGAUCAGCUAGUGAAUGUGAUACAAUACCAGGGAGGCAGUGCAUGGCUUCCUGUUUCUUCCUGCUUAAGCAAUUUGAUGAUGUUUUGAUUUACCUCAACUCAUUUAAGAGUUACUUCUAUAAUGAUGACAUCUUUAACUUUAAUUAUGCCCAAGCCAAAGCUGCAACAGGCAAUACCAGUGAGGGCGAAGAGGCGUUCCUCUUGAUCCAAAGUGAGAAGAUGAAAAACGAUUACAUUUACCUCAGCUGGUUAGCUCGGUGCUAUAUUAUGAAUAAGAAACCAAGACUAGCCUGGGAACUUUAUCUUAAGAUGGAAACCUCCGGCGAGUCCUUCAGUCUCUUACAGCUCAUUGCUAAUGACUGCUACAAGAUGGGCCAGUUUUACUAUUCUGCCAAAGCUUUUGAUGUCCUUGAGAGGCUGGAUCCUAACCCUGAAUAUUGGGAAGGCAAACGGGGUGCCUGUGUGGGCAUUUUCCAGAUGAUCGUAGCUGGGAGAGAACCCAAAGAGACCCUUCGAGAAGUGCUCCAUUUACUGAGAAGCACAGGUAACACCCAAGUAGAAUACAUGAUCCGGAUCAUGAAGAAAUGGGCCAAAGAAAACAGAGUGUCCAUCUAAAAUAGCUCCAGCAUCCUAGGAACCAGCUUCUACUUUGACAUAAAACUGGAAAUCAUUUUCACCCCAGUUUAAUCUGUGAUACAGGGCUCUGUUUUAUUGACAUUUUCCUUCCUUGCUCUUUAAGCCUCAAGGUCAGAGACUGACUUGCUGAGACUUAGUCUCCUGGCUGAACAGAGUGCCAUAGUCUGUGACCCUGUAUGAUCCUAGUAGCAAUAAGACUUUGGACUUAUCUGGUGCCUUUCUUCCAAAAAUGCUCAGAGUACUUUUAUGCAAUUUACUGACUUUAAGGAAAACAGUAUAACUUUUUUUUGUUAGCAUUUUAUGGCAUUGUCUCCUGGCUGCAAUAACAAACAUCUUUGAUGUUCAAGAAUCAGCAUCAUUGUAUCAUUUAACUUUAAGGCAUCUCUGUACGUUAUCCCAUUUUAUUGGGGAAUUCCAUAAAGGGUUUUAUAACUUCACCUCUGAAUCUUGGGAGAAUAACUAGCUAUGUGUUUCUAAGAAUGGCAGUAAGCUACUUUAUCAAACUGUCCAGUCAUUAAUAGGAUAGAUUUAUGGGAUUACUCUUUCAGUAAUUAAAUUGUUGAUGAUAAUAACAUGUUACAGCGCAGUAAGAUGAGUAUUGCAAUGUUUUAAAAGGUGAGUACUAUGAAAAAAAUUGUAGUACCUCUAAAGGUAUUCAAGAAACAAUGUUUAUGAAUCUCACUAGUCCAUUAUAUUUUGGUACCUUAAUUAUUUUAGGUAACAAAGCAGGUUAGGUUUUUGUUAAUGUAUCUUGCUGAACAAACAUCAGUUUUUGUUGUUGUUGUUGUUGUUGUUGUUGUUGUUUUUGAGACGGAGUCUCGCUCUGUCACCCAGGCUGGAGUACAGUGGUGCGAUCUCGGCUCACUGCAAGCUCCACCUCCUGGGUUCAAGCCAGUCUCCUGCCUCAGCCUCCUGAGUAGCUGGGACUACAGGCACCCACCACCACGCCCGGCUAAUUUUUUGUAUUUUUAGUAGAGACGGGGUUUCACCGUGUUAGCCACGAUGCUCUCCAUCUCCUGACCUCGUGAUCUGCCCGCCUCAGCCUCCCAAAGUGCUGGGAUUACAGGCAUGAGCCACCGCGCCUGGCCCAAACAUCAGUUUUGAAAGUAGGGCUACAGUGAUUUAUAUGUAUUGUGGGCACUUAUUAAUGUAACAAUAAUAAAACAUGAAUCGUAUAAAGUCCUUUGAGGGAAUCUCCUAAUGGCUAGGCUCUCUGUCGUAAGUCAUAUUCCAGCCCCAUGCUUCUGAGCUCUUAUAACAUAAACCUACUGUACAACUGAGCAUUCUUAAGCUCACAACCUAUUUCCAGAAAAGAGACCCACAUCUUUCUAUGUUUUAUACUACCUUUGUUUUUACACCAUAUAGUUUUUUUCUAUUAGUUUAAGGUACCUAGUGUUACAGGUCUAGAAAGUGCAGAGCCAUCCCUGCCUAGAAGAGAAUAGAUGGGAAGAGAACUGAAAGAAAGAAUUCCUCAAGCACUGAAGUCAGGAAAAUCCCCGUAGGCACUGUAUUAGUUGUUCCACUUAUCCCAGCACUCCACUUGUGGAUGAAGGAGUUGUAUAGAAAGGAGAUGAGAAAAUGGCAGGAGUGGAAGCAGCCAAGAAGAGAUCGAUGACUGAAGAUCUCCUUCACCUUCAGGACUGUCUCAAGGGGUUGUUUCACCUCUACUCAUGAAGAUGGCCAGUUUUUCUGUCUUUUAUCUUUAGACCCAUAUAUAAUCAGUUCAGAGCACAAAUCAAAAUAAACUGGCCUAAAUAACUGAAUUCUAGGAAGCAAAGCUACAUUUUUUUUCAUAUGCCAAAGCUUCUGUUUCCUCAUGUUGUUCCUACUUUUUAAAUAAUAAAUGGCUCUCAGCAUCUUAGGAACUAGAUGGGUCCCAUCUGGGUAGAACCUGCUAUAAUUUUUAGAAUCAUUAUUGUAAUUCUUACCUCACUUAAAAUAUUAGGAAACACAGUAAUAGAAAAGACAGGGAGAACUCGUCAGCAGGUUUUGGCAGUGAAAUUUGUCUUCCAGUGAAUUGCUAUUAUUUUCAAAUUGCCUAUAGUCAAAAAGCUUUUCCAUGGAUGGAGACUUACUUUCAAAUGAGCUUGUGUUGAAUUCAACACUCUAGAUUCUCUCUGACAUUUUCCUGUCUUUUGGGGAAAAAAAGCAGAUAUUCCAAAAAUGGCAGAAAUCUAAUUUUUGUAAACUUUUUCAUCUAUAGGAUUGAGCCAAAAAACAUACAUACUAUUUUAAAGAAAGGUACCAUCUAAUUCUUUUAUUAAAGAUAGCUACUUCUGAAAUGUCUUAACAGAGUUUCAAGAUUGCAAAGUAGUAUUGCAUAGCUGGUUUUCUUACAUGUGUGAUGAUGGAGGAGAGAGGAAGACCCAGACUUAGGCAUGUAGUGAAAUAUGUAUAGUUUCUGGCAUCAGUGUACUAUUUAUAGUCCAUAGCAUACAUUACUUGCAAAUGGGAAAAGUAUUUUAUAAUUAUUUUUGUACCUCAAAAUAAUUAUUAUAUUCUACUGUAUUAUAUUCAAAUUAAAGUUUAUUAUUUGAUUCUUA
This is a messenger RNA of Pan troglodytes (chimpanzee), 5308 nucleotides long. It is a transcript of the gene IFT56, whose product is annotated as intraflagellar transport 56. Lineage: Eukaryota; Metazoa; Chordata; Mammalia; Primates; Hominidae. Gene Ontology annotation, molecular function: intraciliary transport particle B binding; protein binding. The record is from RefSeq and is a predicted model, not a curated record. Gene Ontology annotation, biological process: intraciliary anterograde transport; intraciliary transport involved in cilium assembly. Bases 1191 to 2744 code for a protein of 517 amino acids. Gene Ontology annotation, cellular component: ciliary base; ciliary basal body; intraciliary transport particle B. The transcript has 20 exons.